Molecule: messenger RNA, 3091 nt
Organism: Zootoca vivipara (common lizard)
Lineage: Eukaryota; Metazoa; Chordata; Lepidosauria; Squamata; Lacertidae
Gene: MEX3A
Product: mex-3 RNA binding family member A
Molecular function (GO): RNA binding
Source: RefSeq, a predicted model, not a curated record
AGCAGCAGCAGCAGCAAAGGCAGCAGCAGCAGCAAGCCCCAUCCUCAUCAUCACCAUCCCGCCGCCGCCGCCGCGCCCCCCCACCCCCCUCUCUCCCCAGCCUUUGUUAGCCAUGCCUAGCCUGGUAGUGUCAGGGAUAAUGGAAAGGAACGGGGGCUUCGGGGAUCUGGGCUGCUUCCCAGGGAGCAGCAAGGACAGGGCGCUGCUGGAGGAUGACCGGGCGCUGCAACUGGCCCUGGACCAGCUCUGCCUACUGGGCUUGGGGGAGCCUUCGGCCGCCGCCGCGCCCUCCGCCUCGGCCCUGGGGGUCGGUGGCGGAGCGGUGGAGGACGGCAUCAGCAACAACCAGCCGGCGCAGCCCCCGGCGCCGCCCCAGCCGCAGCAGCAGCCCCAGCCGCCUCAAGCGCCCCUGCCACAGCCGCCGCCGCCUCCUCCUCCUCCUCCGCCAGCUUCAGCAGCGCAGCAGCAGCAGCCCCCGUCGCAGGCGGCUCCCAAAGGCUCCUCGGUGGCGGCGGUGACCGUGAUCCCACCUCCUCCGCCGCCGCCACCCGCUCCGCCGACCGGUGCCGCCGCCGAGGCCGGCAAGCUCUGCGUCCUGUACAAAGAAGCCGAGCUGCGCCUCAAGAGCAGCUCCAACACCACCGAGUGCGUCCCGGUGCCCAGCUCCGAGCACGUGGCCGAGAUCGUGGGAAGGCAAGGUUGCAAAAUCAAAGCUCUGAGGGCAAAGACUAACACCUACAUCAAGACUCCAGUACGUGGGGAAGAGCCUGUCUUCAUGGUGACUGGGCGGAGGGAGGACGUCGCCAUGGCAAGGAGGGAAAUUAUUUCUGCAGCCGAGCACUUCUCCAUGAUCCGCGCUUCUCGUAACAAGGCUGGCACCACCUUCGGCAGUGCUCCAACCUUGCCGGGGCAAGUCACCAUCCGAGUCCGGGUCCCAUAUCGCGUGGUAGGCUUAGUGGUGGGGCCUAAAGGAGCUACCAUCAAGCGGAUCCAGCAGCAGACCAACACCUACAUCAUCACACCCAGCCGGGACCGGGACCCUGUCUUCGAAAUCACGGGAGCCCCAGGCAAUGUGGAGCGGGCCCGAGAGGAGAUUGAAACUCAUAUAGCCGUCCGGACAGGCAAGAUCCUAGAAUACAACAACGAGAAUGACUACCUGUCCAGCAGUCCUGACUCGGGCAUGGAGAACCGAUACUCGGAGGCCUGGCGGGUUCACACUCCAGCCCCUGGAUGCAAGCCUCUCUCCACCUUCCGUCAGAACAGCCUUGGGUGCAUUGGCGACUGCUCUGUGGACCCUGCCUAUGAGACACCCCGGCUGAAUGACCAAAACGACUUCAAUUACAGUUACCUCUUCCCCAACUAUGGUGUCAACAAACAAGAUCUGUAUUAUGGCGUGCCAGAGUCUGGUGCUCCUUUGUGGGCUGGGCAGGAGAACACCAACCCUGUCUCGGUCCUCUUCUCCAAGCAGCAGCGAUCUAGCAAUACGGGCUCCAUCCAUCCCAACUCGCACCGUUCCCCAUCCUCAUCUAUACAAGAGCCUACCCUCUCUGGGCUUCCUAGAAGGUCUCAGGGGGAGCCUUUGCAAGGGUUUUCCAAACUGGGUGCUUCUACUGCCACCCGGACGUCCAUCUCCAGCAGCCGGGAGUGCAUGGUGUGCUUUGAGAGUGAGGUGACGGCAGCUCUGGUCCCCUGUGGCCACAACCUCUUCUGCAUGGAGUGUGCCGUGCGGAUCUGUGAGCGGACUGACCCAGAAUGCCCCGUGUGCCAUGCAGCAGCCACUCAGGCCAUUAGAAUAUUUUCUUAAGAGAGAGAGAGAGAGAUUGAGAGAGGGGGAAAAGACAACAUAAGGGGAACUGGAGUGGGUGACAGGACAGGAGGGAGGGGACAGCAGAGAGCGAGAGAAAAAUACAGAUAUGAAAUAAUUUGAAGAAUGAACGAAUUAGGGGGAAAAACAAAAUGAAAUUAAUUUAAAGGAGAAGAAAGAAAUUAUUUUAGGAGCAAUGUAGGGUUAUUUUUAAAGAAAAUAAUAAAGAUGAUGAUAAAAUUAAAAUGGAGAAGCCAGGAAUAUUUGGGAAGGUAAUCACUACACUAUAAAGCCUGUAGUGUCAUUUUUAAAUCGAGAAACUCUUUAACACACACACAAGUGAUUCUCAAGCAACGUGGGAGGUGCGAUGUGGUGGCAUUUUGGGGCAGGGCCUGUGGUUUCUGCCGGCAACAGAGAGAAGUUAUUACUGGACAGGUCAGGGGUCGUCUUCUCAUCCCGCAAACCCAGCCUUGGCCUGAACGUGGUCUGAAGUUGCUGGGCCCUUCAACCUGCCUGGUGGAUGAAAAGCUCAGAAAGGAAGUCAAUCAGGAAGAGAAACAAGAAAGAAUAAUGAGAGAAACCAUCAGCCUCUGGGAACCUGAUCAAACGAGGGCACAACUGUAUUACCUCAAAACACUUAAAAAGAAAAAGAAGCAGCUAAAGAUCUUUAUAUUCUUUUUCCUCUAUUUUUUUCCUAAGAAAAAAAAAUUAAAAUGACAAAUAAUAUUAGAGCCAGUGAAAUGGGGAAAUGGGGGUGUUAGAAGAGCCCCGAGAUAAAAUCCUCCUGGCGACCGUUUUAUUUUUCCAUUUUGAAUCUUCUGAGCCACCACAAAACUCUUUUGAACUUUGUUUUUUCUUUUUCCUAUUCGAGCAGGGAUUCAUCUAAUAAGAAUCAGGAGUCACUAACAGGGUAUUUUCCAAAAACAAACCCCCCAUACCACAAAUCAACGCUUCCAUAUUCCCACUCAAGGGGGAUUUGGUGAGGGUUGACAUCCAGGUUUCUGCAUUUCGCUCCCCGCACUUGCCAAGCGAUGCAAUUUCAAACAUUCAUGCAAAAAGACAAGCCUUGUUUUUUCCUUCCUUUGUUUCUCUUCAUUUCGACAACGACAAUUUCGCACCAAAACCUAAGAAUGAUGAUCAUGCAAUACUGGCAGCGAAGCCCACUUAAAACAAACCCACAACCCGACAGAAAGCAAAAAAUAUAUAUAUACGAAUUAACAUGUUUAUAUAUAAUUUUGUCGUCUUUUUAAAAUGGACCAAAACUUUUGUUACACAAAAUCAAAUAAA